Messenger RNA from Lacerta agilis (Sand lizard), 1340 nucleotides. RefSeq names its product purinergic receptor P2X 1 (gene P2RX1). Gene Ontology annotation, molecular function: purinergic nucleotide receptor activity; ATP binding; extracellularly ATP-gated monoatomic cation channel activity. The transcript has 12 exons. The coding region runs from base 123 to 1316 and encodes 397 amino acids. The record is from RefSeq and is a predicted model, not a curated record. Lineage: Eukaryota; Metazoa; Chordata; Lepidosauria; Squamata; Lacertidae. Gene Ontology annotation, cellular component: plasma membrane; nuclear inner membrane. Gene Ontology annotation, biological process: response to ATP; monoatomic cation transmembrane transport.
GGCACAGUGGAUCAGCUGCGAGAAAACACCACACCAGGACUUGUGGGGAACCAAAGCCUGAAGAAGCAGCCAGAGGUUUCCCACCUGCAGCGGUUGGCAGAGACCAAGGUGGCGUUUCAUCCAUGGGGCAGAAAUUCUCGGAGAACGUGUCCUCGUUCCUCUUCGAAUAUGACACGCCAAGGAUGGUUUUGGUGCGGAACAAGAAGGUGGGGCUCACCUUCAGGCUGAUACAGCUGGUGGUCCUUGCCUACAUCAUUGGGUGGGUUUUCCUUUACGAGAAAGGCUACCAGUCCAAGGAUGGCAUCAUCAGCUCCGUCUCCGUGAAGCUCAAAGGAUUAACCCUGACAAAUAACAGUGAGAUUGGCCCACAUAUAUGGGACGUGGCCGAUUAUGUUUUCCCUCCUCAGGGCGACAGUUCCUUUGUGGUUAUGACCAACUUCAUUAUCACCCGUGGACAGAAGCAGGAAACAUGCCCUGAGCAUCCUGAAGCAGGGAAAUGUGACCAAGACAGCGAAUGCACGGCCGGAAAGUUCCUUCGUCAGGGCCAAGGUAUCAUGACCGGGAAGUGUGUGAAUUUUAGCCACACAGAGAAAACCUGCGAGAUCUUUGGGUGGUGUCCGGUGGAGAUCGAUGACAAAGUUCCUAACCCCCCUCUGCUUCUGGCAGCUGAAAACUUCACCUUGUUUAUCAAAAACAGCAUCACCUUCCCCAAGUUCAAAGUUGCCAGACGUAACCUUGUGGAGCGAGUCACCAAGGGCUACCUGAGGAACUGUACCUACCACAAAGACAGAGACCCCCUGUGUCCAGUGUUUGAGCUGGGGUACGUGGUGGAAGAAUCCGGGCAGAAGUUUUCGGUUCUUGCCCUUAAGGGGGGCGUCGUUGGCAUCACUAUCUCAUGGGACUGUGACCUCGACUGGUCUGUGAGGCACUGUGUGCCCGUUUACCGGUUUCAUGGGCUUUACAAUGACGACAACAACAUCUCUCCAGGGUUCAACUUCAGGUACGCCAAAUAUUACAGAGAAAACGGAAGAGACCUAAGAACCCUGUACAAGGUGUUUGGCAUCCGAUUUGACAUUCUGGUGAAUGGGAAGGCAGGAAAAUUUGACAUUAUUCCAACGAUGACAACCAUAGGCUCUGGGAUUGGCAUCUUUGGAGUGGCCUCUGUACUUUGUGAUCUCCUUCUGCUCAACUUCCUAUCCAACCGGGACUACUACAAGCAGAAGAAGUUCAAGUAUGCAGAACAGGAUCCCAUCAAACCUGAAAAAGAAGAUGCCGUCAUGUGCGACUUACAUGCGAAGGAAAAGGUCAUUCAAUGAAAUUGUAAGUGGCUAUGAAAAAAC